Patella vulgata (common limpet) is the source of this 1347-nucleotide messenger RNA. RefSeq names its product tektin-3-like. The record is from RefSeq and is a predicted model, not a curated record. Lineage: Eukaryota; Metazoa; Mollusca; Gastropoda; Patellidae. Gene Ontology annotation, biological process: cilium movement involved in cell motility; cilium assembly. The transcript is spliced from 9 exons. Gene Ontology annotation, cellular component: nucleus; microtubule cytoskeleton. Bases 1 to 1347 code for a protein of 448 amino acids.
AUGACACCUGAGAUGUCGAAUAUGUUACCAAUGGUCACUGACAAAACACCAGCACGCCAUCUUAAUAGAUCUCUAGAUCUAGGUCAAUCUAAGGCUUACUACAACCCAGCAUCUAAAUCGGUGUAUAACAGAUAUUCGGUUGGAGAUUGGGGAUAUUCUAACAAUACUCACUUUAAUCUGUCGGAAAAAGAACGAGCACAUGGUGAACGUCUCCGAGCUGAUGCAUGGAGAGCCAUCAAGGAAACUGAUGCAAGAACACGCAACAGGCAACAUGAUGUCACCAAACGAUUGGGUGAAAGAGUUUAUGACAUCGCUUACAUGAAAGGUGAACUUAACACAGAAAUUAACCAAAUGGCCACAGAAAUUGAAAAUCUUAAGGAGUAUCGUCGAACACUAGAGAAAGCUUUAGGUGAUACAGCCAAUCCUUUACAAGUAGCUGAAGAAUGUCUGAUGCAUCGUGAAAAAAGACGAGGUAUCGACCUGGUUAACGACGAUGUUGAAAAAAGCCUCAUUAAGGAAGUUGAAAUCAUCAAGAAAUGUCAGAACAAGAUGAGACAAUGUCUUCAAAAAGCCAUGGCACAACUCAAAGUAGACAGGGCUGCACAGCAUGCUUUGGAAGUUGACUCUAAAGAUAAACACCACGCACAGGGACUGGAUGAUAGAAUGCAACAAUUGAGGAAUUCAUCAGGUGGCAUUGGAUAUUUCCCCAGUAUAGAAAAUGUUGAUAAUACAAUCACCAUACCCGAAUCAUGGGGCAGAUAUAGUGAAGAAAACAUCGCCAGAUCUCAGAAAGAACGAGCUGCUUCUGAACGUCUUCGAGGUGAAAUCGAUGCCUUGAUGAGAACAUGCGCAAGUGAGAUGUGGAAUAUUUAUAACAACGUGAAUACCUGUUUCAACACGAGAAUCCACGAGACUACAAACGCCAGAAAUACAUUACAAGCUCAUUUACAAAGAACGGUGCAAGAAAUAUUUGACAUGGAAAGAAAUAUUCAACAACUACGAAAAGCUAUACAAGACAAAGAAAACCCAAUGAAAGUCGCCCAAACUCGACUUGAUGAACGAACCAGAAGAAUUAAUGUUGAAGUUUGUCACGAUCCCGUCAUGAAAUCAUUGAAGAAUGAAGUUGGUGAAAUCCGUGAUUCCAUCACGAUGUUGAAAAGAAGCCUAAAAGCAUCUGAGUUGAGUUUAGCUCGUUUAUUGAAAACCAAAGCUGUCCUCGAACACGACAUUGGUGUCAAAGAAAACUCCUUGAAACUCGACUCCCAGCAUUGUAUGGGCAUGCGAAAGGGCUUCCCUAUGGAUCCCAAAGUCGGCCCAGUCUUUCAGAUGGUUCCAGGAAGUUACUAA